GUCAUGAACCACACCUUUACUGCAGAAACUAGUUUACUCUUUCAUUCCUGUCCUCCCUUCAUACACAUCUUUACAGUCUUCAUCUGGAAAGUCCCCUUCAUCUGAUCUGCUGAAUCACCGAGGACUAAAAGCAAGUGUCAUCAUGGUGAACUGCUGUGGUCUUGUGUCUGAAAAAAAUGAACCAGUUCCUCUGAAGAGUAUCUCUGUGGAGCUGCAGAUCAAGGAUCACGUGGCGUCUGUCUGCUCGAGUCUGCAGUAUCUGAAUGAAGAGGAUCGUCCUCUGGAGGCCGUUUUCGUCUUCCCGCUGCCGGCCGAGGCCGCCGUCUGCCACUUCAGUGCCAAGAUCGGUGAUCAGGAGAUCGUGGCUGAGGUCCAGGAGAAGCAGAGCGCGCGGGAUCAGUAUGAUGACGCCGUGAGCUCGGGGCAGCAAGCGUUUCUGCUGGAAGAGAGUGAAGAGAGUUCAGAUGUGUUCAGACUGAGUGUGGGCUGCUUGUCUCCUGGUCAAAAUGCCUCCAUAACCAUCAUCUACGUCAUCGAGCUCAGCGUCCAGGCCGAUGAAGCGCUGCGCUUCUGUCUGCCCGCUGUACUCAACCCACGAUACAAACCAGCAGCUUCACCAGCUGGUGUUCCAGAGGUUUCCUCAACAUCUGUUAUUCCUUACACUCUGUCUCUGAGUGUUGAAGUAAUAUCUUCAGACCGUAUCUCCAGACUCCUGUCCAGCUGCCCUCUGGAGCCUCUUCAGUACCUCGACAAGCAACACUGUCACGCCACGGUGAAUCUGAGUGCUGGUCACCGGUUUGAUAAGGACGUGGAGCUGUUUGUGUAUUAUGAGAAUUCCCAUCAGCCCACAGCUGUGGUGGAGGCAGGAUCCUCUGUGGCUCAGUCAGGGUCUCUGAUGGCUGACCCGGCCCUUAUGAUCAGUUUGUACCCAGAGUUCCCUGCGAGUGUGAUGUCAUCACUGGCGUCACGGGGCGAGUUCGUUUUUGUGGUCGACAGAUCAGGCAGUAUGGACUGCAAGAUGCAUCACGGAAAUGACGCACAGAUGCGCAUCGAAAGCGCAAGAGACACACUCCUGCUGCUGCUGAAGAGUCUGCCCAUGGGAUGUUACUUCAACAUCUACGGAUUCGGAUCCCACUUCGAGUCCUUCUUCCCUCAGAGUGUUGUGUACAGUGAGGACACGAUGGAAGAGGCUCUGAAGAGAGUGAAGAGCAUGAACGCAGACAUGGGCGGCACAGAGAUCCUACGGCCCCUGAAACACAUCUACAGUCAGCCCUGUUACCCAGAUCACCCCCGACAGAUCUUCAUCUUCACCGAUGGAGAGGUGUGGAACACUAAGGAGGUGUUGGAUCUGGUGAAGGCCCACGUUUACUCUCACAGGUGCUUCUCCUUCGGGAUUGGUGAGGGUGCAAGUACGGCUCUCAUCACAGGAAUGGCCAGAGAAGGUUCUGGACACGCUCAGUUCAUCACAGGCACUGACCGCAUGCAGCCCAAAGUGAUGCAGUCGCUCAGAUUUGCUCUUCAGCCGGCCGUGGAUAAUAUCUCUGUGGACUGGGCCGUCCCCAAAGGCAUGAAGGUGGACAUGCUGUCCCCUCCCAUCAAUACUCUGUUCCAGGGUCAGAGGGCGCUCAUCUACGCUCAGAUUAAAGGACGGAGUUCAGAAAAGAAAGAAGGAGCUGUAACCGUGAAAUACAGGCUGAAAGAUCAACCGGUGACUAAUCAGCUGCAGUUUACUCUUGAACCAACUGAGGACACAGGGAUGACGAUCCACCGGCUGGCGGCCCGCUCUGUGAUCCGUUCUCUGGAGAUGGAGGAACGGGCCGAAGGAGCAGACACAGAGAACAUCAGGAGCAGGGUCGUGGAGCUCAGUGUUCAGGCCCGAAUCAGCAGCGUUCAUACAGCCUUCAUCGCUGUCAAUAAAGACAGCAAACAGACUGUGAAAGGAGCGCUGCUGCAGAGGAGAGUGCCUGUGCAACAUAUGAUGGCUUCUAUGCAUGGAGGCGGUCGGAGAAUGUGUGGAAUGGCGGCUCCCAUGUUAAUGCAAUGUUCUGCUAGAUCAGCCAGGGCUCCACGAAUGGACAUAAAUUAUGCAAUCCCUAUGAGAGCAUGUAUGAUGCAAUCGAACAGCAUGAGGAUUGAAAGUGAUUCUGAUGAAGCUGAGCCCCAGAAGGACCCUUUACUGCAGCUGGUCUCUCUUCAGAAGGCCGAGGGAUUCUGGGAGCUCAACGCCUCAUUGGCUGCUGUGUUUGGGAAGACAGAGGACGAGGUGACCAAUCAGAAGGCAGCACAGGUGGACGGGUCAGUGUGGGCCACCGUCCUCGCUCUCAUCUGGUUAAACACAUAUAAAUCAGAUCAGCAGGAUGAGUGGCAGUUUGUGGCCAUGAAGGCGGCGUCAUGGAUCCGCUCUCAGAAACGGGAUGGCCUGUCUCAGUGUGUGUGUGACGGGAACGCUUUGUUUGGAUGUCAGGUGACUGAAGACACGCUGGGAAUCUGAAGACUGCAAACCCUGUGCUCUAUGAAGACAAAUGUGUUGUUUGCUCUCAUUUGUGUUGUUUCUGCUAUAAGAUUUAAACAGUUUUUGAAAAGAUGAACAUUUUGUAUAAGUGGCAGAGAGGAAUGUAAGCUUCGCAACCUUUGUUGUUCUACUACAUAUGAUUUUAGAAUGACAUAUUUCUUCACUAGCCAAAAUGAACUGACAUGUAGAAUUAUAGCUGUAAUGCAUUAAAAUAAGAAUUAGGUCAAACUACAGAAACAAUAACAAGAAUAAUAAUAUAGUCUGUAACUAUAACAGAAAAAUAAAUUUAAAGAGUCAUUUUAUUAGAACCAGUUGUUUCUAAUCUUGGCUGCUCAACUGACCCUUCACAGAGAGUUUAAUGAAAAGGUGAUCUGACCAAUCAUAAUGCUAAAUAUGCCAUUUCUGUCCAACAAACUUGAACUUAAAGUAGUGUGUAUUACGUAUGAAAAUCUUCAGGCACCUCAUAAUAAUCCAUUUCCAAAAUGUUUCUUCAUUCUAUAUUAUUUCCACUUAAUUCUUUUGCUGCGCAAAUGCAUCUUAACCAACAUUAGAGUUUCUAUGCUUCUUGUUUUUUAAAUAAUUUUAAAUAAAAGUUGAUCUUGCACAAAAUACGUUUUAUUAUAUAAGCAGGCUACUUUUUAAAACAAUUCUUUAUCUGAAUGUUUACAGACAAUAGUUAUGGGUGUAACAAAAUAGUUAUUGUCUUUUAUUUCCCCCGCUUUAUUGCCGUUUUAUUACUGAUGAGAUCAUAGACAGCUUCAUUCAGACUAAUGCACAGAUUUCUUGUUUUUUGUCCUGCCCUGAAAACAUAACUGACUGUGUGUACAUCAGUAGUUUCUUAAUGGUCGCACCUCAUAUUUCUAAAUUGGAUAUUAUUAGGAUUAUUGGACAAAGUGUGUUUGAGUGUUGUGAUGGAAAUAUUAAUAAAAAUGCUUUGCAAUUUUA
Messenger RNA from Puntigrus tetrazona (Sumatra barb), 3457 nucleotides. Its product is annotated as von Willebrand factor A domain-containing protein 5A-like. The coding region runs from base 143 to 2491 and encodes 782 amino acids. The transcript has 21 exons. The record is from RefSeq and is a predicted model, not a curated record. NCBI's taxonomy places the organism in Eukaryota, Metazoa, Chordata, Actinopteri, Cypriniformes, Cyprinidae.